Molecule: messenger RNA, 3328 nt
Organism: Erinaceus europaeus (western European hedgehog)
Lineage: Eukaryota; Metazoa; Chordata; Mammalia; Eulipotyphla; Erinaceidae
Gene: ATCAY
Product: ATCAY kinesin light chain interacting caytaxin
Exons: 12
Coding region: 22-1131 (369 amino acids)
Biological process (GO): apoptotic process
Cellular component (GO): cytoplasm
Source: RefSeq, a predicted model, not a curated record
AACCGACCUCUGCUCAGCUCCAUGGGGACCACAGAGGCCACGCUACGGAUGGAGAAUGUGGAUGUAAAGGAGGAAUGGCAGGAAGAGGGGCUCCCCAGGCCCCUCCCAGAAGACGCAGGCCUGGACUCUCUGGGCAGCCCUGCCGAAGACACAUCCUCACCCCCCUUCGGCAGUGCCCACCGCAAGCGGAAGAUGCUGGUUGCCCCGGAGAUCAACAUCUCUCUGGACCAGAGCGAGGGCUCCCUGCUGUCAGACGACUUCCUGGACACCCCUGACGACCUGGACAUCAACGUGGACGACAUGGAGACCCCCGAUGAGACCGACUCGCUCGAGUUCCUGGGUCCUGGCAAUGAGCUGGAGUGGGAGGAUGACACCCCGGUGGCGGCAGCCAAGAACAUGCCGGGGGCCAGUGCGGACCUAUUUGGGGACGGGGCGGCAGAGGAUGGGGCCGCGGCCAAUGGGCGGCUGUGGAGGACAGUGAUCCUGGGGGAGCAGGAGCAUCGCAUCGACCUGCACAUGAUUCGGCCUUACAUGCGUGUGGUCACCCACGGGGGGUACUACGGCGAGGGCCUGAACGCCAUCAUUGUGUUCGCCGCCUGCUUCCUCCCCGACAGCAGCCUUCCGGACUACCACUACAUCAUGGAGAACCUCUUCCUGUACGUUAUCAGCAGCCUGGAGCUCCUGGUGGCAGAGGACUACAUGAUUGUGUACCUCAACGGGGCCACCCCGCGACGGAAGAUGCCAGGCAUCAGCUGGCUGAAGAAAUGCUACCAGAUGAUCGAUAGGCGGCUGAGGAAAAACCUCAAGUCCCUCAUCAUUGUGCACCCAUCCUGGUUCAUCCGCACCGUGCUGGCCAUCUCCCGACCCUUCAUCAGCGUCAAGUUCAUCAGCAAGGUGCAGUACGUGCACAGCCUGGAGGACCUGGAACGGCUUAUCCCCAUGGAUCACGUGCAGAUCCCAGACUGCGUGCUGCAAUUCGACGAGGAGAGGCUCAAGGCCAGAAGAGAGAGUGCACGGCCACAGCCCGAGUUUGUCCUACCCAGGGUGGAAGAGACAUCAGAGGCCGCAGUGGCGACAGAGGAGGACAGGCCCACUCCUAUCACAGAAGGCCAGGAGACAAGCAUGUCCUGAGGUGGCCCAUGAGGACUCGGGAGGGACCCACAGAAGCUUCCAGAAGCCCAGGGACCUCAGCCUGCCGCCCGCCAGCCCCUCCCUUGCCCGCGCCCCCUGCUCCUGCAGCACCCCGUCAGGGAUUCCGGGUGCAGUGCUCCGCAUCUGGGGAAAGGACCCCCCUCCCUCAGUGCCACAUGCUGACCCCAGGGGCCUACAGUCCAGCUCCCAGGACCCCACCACCACCUCAAAGAUGCCCCUGCCCAUACAGAGUCCUGGACCUUGCCCCUGGCCUCUGGUGGAUGCGGGGUCCUUCCUUCUUGUGCCUUUCCACACCCAUCUGGCCAGAAGCUCACUUCCCCCACCUGGCCCCUGACCCUUGACCUCUGAUCCCACCCCCCUCCUUUGGAGCCUGGGGGCGUGAACCACAGCACAACCAGGUGUAACUUCUCAUCCAGAAGCUGCAAAGCCAGCCCCUUCCCGCCAUCCCCAGAACUUUCUGGAAAUUUCUCCAAAGGGCAAGGAGCCGUCCACAUGAGGCGGCAUGGGGGCUCGAACCCCAGACUCCCACCCAGCGGGGACCCUGAAAUGUCGCCUCUCCAUCCACGGGCUCGCGGGGAGACAGUAACAAGGAGAAGAGGCGGUGUCCCCGGGCCUGGAGGCCACAGUCCCAGCAUUCGGAGGAGGAAGGGAAGUGGACACGGGUGGGCUGUUAGGGAGUUCCCCGUCCCUGCAGAUUACAAGAGUGACAGCUGGGCCCUGCCUGUGGAGAAGGGGGAGGGGUCCCCUCUGGACCGCUGCAGCCCUGCAAGUCUUUCUUUUUUUUAUAAGUCUUUUAUUUUUUAAUUUUUUAAAUUAUCUUUACUUAUUUAUUGGAUAGAAACAGCCAGAAGUUGAAAGGGUGAGGAGAUAGAGAGGGAUAGACAGACACCUGCAACACUGCUUCACCAUUUGUGAAGCUUUCCCCCUGCAGGUAGGGACUGGGGGCUUGAACUGGGGCCACCAUUGCCAAGUCUGAGAUUGGAGAUUAUGUGAAUGGUUUAUUAUUAUUAUUAUUAUUAUUAUUAUUAUUUCUCUCCCUUUUUUCUCAGCUGAGUCAGGGCUUCACCCAAACAGGAUUCCACCGCUCCUUCGCUGACUUUCUCUCUUGAGAGUGAGAGACAGGGAGAGAGAGAGGGACACCAAGCACAGGAGCUUCCUCCGGUGCUGUGACACCUCCCAGAUGGUGCCAGGGCUUAAACUGUGCCAGGUGCGGCCCCGGUGGGCUGUCUAUUCCAUCCCUGAGUGUCUCUUGGCCUGGAACCCCAAGGCAGCGCUGGGACUUAGCCGGAUUCACAGGCACUGAAGACCUGCUCCCCCCAGUCCCGGCUCUGCCCCUGCCCUUAUAAGGAGGUUCUGGCAGGGACUCAGAUGUGUUUCUUCCAGCUCCUGAAAGUCAACAGAAUGACAGCAUCAGGGGACACCAAAACUGUCCCUUUGUCACCCCACCCAGGUGACCACAAAGUCCCCUACACACACACACACACACACACACACACACACACACACAAAGCCUGCAAGAAACCCUACACUGACACGGGGGUGCCUGGAUCCCCAGCGGCCACCCAGGGGAUGUGAGGACCCCAGCUGGGUCCCAGAGACACAGCCAGCUGGAGUUGGGGGUCUGCCCCCAGCCCCCUCUAACCAGGUUGACCCCCGAGCCCCCAGAACCAGCCUUUGGAGGGGUACAUGUCCAUGGACACUGGACUUAAUGCCACACAGAAAGGAUCCAGGAGGUGGGGACCAGGAUGGUUUUUUCCCCCGGGACUGACAGUGGGUGGGGGGGGGUUGCCAGGCUGGGCUCUGGGGACAGGGACCUCUGGACCCACUGGACCUGCUCCCUGAGCCCCCGGCACUCCAGGACGAGAAGAGAAGGCCUGGUUCCUGGGGUCUGGAGGGGAUUUUUAUGUGAAAUAAACCCACUGAAAACAAAUGAGGCUGGGGAUGGCCAUCUCUCUGCAGCGGGGAGGCUUUGAGGGGUUCAGGGAGGGACGUGAAGGCCGUGUGAUCUGAACUGGAACCCUUUCCACAAUUCAUUCUCCCCACCGGGGAGCAAGGAUUGGGCCUCCAGCGCCACAUGGGAGCGCCACACAGCACCAGAGCAAGCUCAGGGGAUGAUACAGUGUUGCCCUGUCUUUCCGUCUCUUUUUCUCCCUUUCUUCUGUCUCCCCUGACAUUA